AUGACUGGCACCGAAAACGGGUCUGCGCAGGAGCCGAAGUUCCUGAUCUUCGGCAAGUCGGGCUGGAUCGGCGGCCUGGUGGGCGAGCUCCUGAAUCAGCAGGGCGCCCAGUUCGAGUAUGGCACCGCGCGCCUGGAGGACCGCGCCGGCGUGCUGGCGGACAUUGAGCGGGUGAAGCCCACGCAUGUGCUGAACGCCGCGGGCGUGACUGGGCGCCCCAAUGUGGACUGGUGCGAGGACCACAAGAUCGAGACCAUCCGCGCCAACGUGAUCGGCUGCCUCAACCUGGCAGACAUCUGCCUGCAGAAGGGACUCCAUAUGACCUACUACGGCACCGGCUGCAUCUUCCACUACGACGACGGCAAGUUUGUGCAGGGCAACGGCGUGGGCUUCAAGGAGAGCGACACCCCCAACUUCACCGGCUCCUACUACUCCCACACCAAGGCCAUCGUGGAAAACCUGCUCAAGGAGUUCCCCAACGUGCUGACCCUGCGCGUGCGCAUGCCCAUCGUGGCCGACAUGACCUACCCCCGCAACUUCAUCACCAAGAUCAUCAAGUACGACAAGGUCAUCGACAUCCCCAACUCCAUGACCGUGCUGCCCGAGCUGCUGCCGCUGUCGAUCGAGAUGGCGCGGCGCAAGCUGACCGGCAUCAUGAACUUCACCAACCCGGGGGCCAUCUCGCACAACGAGAUCCUGGCGCUGUACAAGGAGUAUGUGGAUGAGGAGUUCACCUGGAGCAACUUCACUGUCGAGGAGCAGGCCAAGGUCAUCGUGGCCCCCCGCUCCAACAACCUGCUGGACACCGACCGCAUCAGCGGCGAGUUCCCAGAGCUGCUGGGCAUCAAGGAGUCGCUGAUCAAGUACGUGUUUGAGCCCGCGGCAGCCAACAAGGAGGAGGUGAAGAAGGCGGUGCGGGAGAUGCGGGGCCGCUGA
Messenger RNA from Chlorella variabilis, 936 nucleotides. RefSeq lists its product as hypothetical. The coding region runs from base 1 to 936 and encodes 311 amino acids. Gene Ontology annotation, cellular component: methionine adenosyltransferase complex. NCBI's taxonomy places the organism in Eukaryota, Viridiplantae, Chlorophyta, Trebouxiophyceae, Chlorellales, Chlorellaceae. Gene Ontology annotation, molecular function: methionine adenosyltransferase regulator activity. The transcript is spliced from 11 exons. Gene Ontology annotation, biological process: S-adenosylmethionine biosynthetic process. The record is from RefSeq and is a predicted model, not a curated record.